AUGAACGAGCUAGAAACAGGCUUUGAUGCACUAAGCAUCAACCGACUGAUUAAUCCCAUAGACAAAGAUAUACCAAAUGAGAUUCCGUUCUGUCCAUCAGGCAAUCUCGCAACGAAAUUACAGGACACUCCCCGUUAUCUCUUUCGCGUUUUUUCAAAGAAUUCCGCAGGAGAGAACAGUAGUGAAUGGAUGAAAUCCGUUGACGCGCAAAAGGGCAAUUUCACAGAUAUUUUUAAACGAGAUAAUGCUUCAGCUGUCGCUUUAACUCUCAACGAGCAUCUCAUGCCGUGGCCAAAAAAAAAUGGAGAUCCUUUCAUCUCCUGGACAACUUCGCUUCUUUUCGCGAUCCAGUACGCUAUCUUCAAGUAUAAGAAGGAACACGUCGAACUGAACACGAUUUAUCUGUGCAUUGUUGACACUACUCAGUUCCCUAGCGGAGUGUUCAUAAAAGACCUCGACCUGAUCGAGGAAUUCCAAGAUAAGGUCACCGAUGACCACGUCAUCUGGUAUAAAAACAAGCGGCGUUACUGGAAAAACAUAGGGCUCAGCAACAUCCGUCAAUUACGAAAUAGGAAACCUGAGGGGUAUUCUGGUAUUUACUACUUCGGAGAAUACCUCUCACAGGGGCAGACCAAGAUCAAUGGCCGUUCAUGUACGGUGCCUUGCGAUAAGGUUAUUAACAAUCACUUGUUUGCCAUGAUGCCCAACUUCAAAGUGGAAAUGGAAAGCGAAGCUCAAUUAUGGGCAAAAGCAGUGAUAAAGUUUCGAGAGCCGUCGCAGUCCAAAAUCAUGGAGCAAGAGGCGAUAGACAAUUCCGAAUUCUUCGAGGCAAAGGCGAUAGCAUUAGAAUUUGGCACGAAAUGGUUUCUGCCAAUGCUAGCCAAUUUAUUGGCCAUGAGUCCUCGUACGGCUAACCCCGCGAACAUACGUCUGAUAUCGAAGCUAUUUUCCAACGGCGUGGAACACAGUCUAUUGUCCAAAAUCACGAACGUUGUGGCCGAUGACAAUAUUCCUGAGGUCCUCCGGUUUAGGGAGAUCGUUCAUGCUAUUAACAAGGACUACCACGCCGAUCGUGCUGCCGUCCUAGUAAGAUCUAUGGAAGAGACUGCAGGUGCAUCCCUCACCACAAACUACCUCACAAUGGUAAACCAAGACAAAUUUCCAAAUGCUAAUACUUCAAGUUCUAUGAUAGAUAUUGUGCGCCACUUUAUACGCGACUCUGAGACCACUGAAAGCCAAAAUACGUUGGGUACAGGCAACUUAGCAGGCUGUCCUCCUACCGUACAUCAUGAUCAUGUGCAGUCGCUUAAGCGGAGCUUGGAAACGCUAAGCAUAAUUAUACAAGAAUUUCAAGAAGCUACGAGUUAG
Trichoderma asperellum CBS 433.97 is the source of this 1368-nucleotide messenger RNA. Lineage: Eukaryota; Fungi; Ascomycota; Sordariomycetes; Hypocreales; Hypocreaceae. The record is from RefSeq and is a predicted model, not a curated record.